Messenger RNA from Paramormyrops kingsleyae, 2408 nucleotides. Its product is annotated as salivary gland specific protein SAGSIN1. Lineage: Eukaryota; Metazoa; Chordata; Actinopteri; Osteoglossiformes; Mormyridae. The record is from RefSeq and is a predicted model, not a curated record.
AGGGGAAACACUCCUUUAUGUUAUUUAUUUAUCUGUUAUAUCAGAUAAAUAUCUACAUCAGAUAGAUACAGGAAUGAUCAUUAUUGUCCCGUCGCCGAGUGGAAAUUUGAAUUUCUUAAAUGUCGGGGUACUCCAUAAAUACGCGUGAAAGUCGCAACUCCAUUGAAUCCUUCGCGUUUCACACACUGCAUGUGUUCACUAACUCGUGCAUGUGUUAAAAUAUUUACUUACAUAUUUAAACGUCUCCAAGUGGAUUGCAUUACAUAUAUAUAUGAUGGGGUUUUCAGUUUUAUUAAUAUAUUUUAUUAACUGCAUGCCGUACAUUCCAAACUAGCAAGGUGUGUUUUAUCUGCUGGUUUAUUUAAAACAUGUAAAACGGUUAAUGUACCUAGGAAAGUAAUCACAGCAAAAUCAAGAAAAUCAAUUGUUGUAUGUAGUGGUAAGCUGUAAACCAUCUGUCUUCCAUUUGGUUAGGUUCAUAUAACAUUGAUGUAUGGUAAUUAUUUUAUUUUAUCUUUAGCCACUAAACUUUUGCGAAUCAUCCCAAAUCUUUCAUGAAAAUGUGCAUUUUGAUCUGUUUUAAAUGGUAAUAUCCACUACCUGGAUUUUAAAUGUUUAUAAUUAAAAUGUUAUCACAGAGUAGGAUCCUACCCCGUAAUAUCCCAGGUAAUCCUACUCCGUGAUAACAUUUUAAAGCAACUUUUUCAGAGUAAACGUCAUUUUAAAGUGUCUCGAGGUAUCUAGGGUAAACUUUCGAGCAGAUCCCGUCCUCCUGCCGGAUCAAACAAAGGCAUGCGCCUCUGCGCAGUUGCAGCGCAAACAGAACGCCACCCACGCCAAAUCCGUCGCGUCACAGGAAGUUCUGGGGAGAAUGUGGGAGAUCCCUGUAAUUGCAGGUCCGGGUGAAUGAAAAGCCGAGGGGCGGCGUACGUGGGGUGAAGGCAUAGUCACUUAUACAUGGCAAGGAAAUGUAUUUAGUUAGGCCGUUCUUAAUAGUGAUACCGUUUAAACAGUGUACUGCGACGAGCGGCUAAGUAGCCCGCUAGCUAACCAGACAGUACCUGUGGACGGUAGUCGUCUUAUGGCGGGUCUGUCUUACUUAGUCGUCCGCUUUUCUGGGUCCGCUGGUAGGACGUAUGGGGUGUUUUCCAAAGGGCUGACGAGAACCUUGUUGAUAUUUUUUGAUCUUGCAUGGCGACUACGAAUCAAAUUCCCUUACCUCUACCUCAUUGCAUCUAUGAUGUUCAAUGUACGAUUGCAGGUAAGGUAACAGGGUGACACGGUGCAUAUUGAAAUCCAUUGAUAUAUGGCUGACAAGGCUGAAGACGUAUGCCUCAACCAUAUUAUAAUCGCUGUAUACGCUGAGUGUGCUGGUGGUCAUACGGAAACUAGACAGGAUUACUUCACAAGGAUGGCGUGUGAAGUAACAAUGAUUUUGUCGGUCCGCUCACAUCGCCCGCUUGAGGAACGUUACCAUGACAAUACUAAGCUCGACACACAGAUCUCUAAAGGUAUAAUAUCAUGGCAAGGAGUUAUUUAAGAGACGUGGACUUGGUGAAAGGCAGUGUUCAGGGAUACGAAAUGUGUGACCAUGAUAUAGAUCUCAAUGUUCAGGGCUUUUUUUCUUUUUUUUUUAACUUGCCUCAGCGAUGAAGAUUCCUGUCUAAACAACCUUCCAUAUGGUCAACGAUGAGAAAUCUGGAGCCUUUUUGUCUCUGCAAUUGUGGGUGUGAACUUGAGCACUAUUGUGGCCUUUUCUUUUAUAAUUUCCUUUUCAAAUGUAUAUUCCCUACCCUGCGAACUUAUACUACUUUGCUCAGUAGUGGAAUCGAGCAUUCUGGGAAGACUGGCUACAGGAUCAUCUCGAUUGUAAGAAGACUGAGGAUUACCACACCUCCGUAGCUUGUGAUCAUGUGGUUGACAUCCUAACAAUAGGGCAUUGUGGGUAUUGGGAAGUGUUGGGUUGCAGGAACCCUGAUGGGAAUUGUGUAUUAAGAUGUAGUAGAGUGGCACAUGCCAGCCUUUGGUGUAAUUGUACACAACAUACCCUCACUAGUUACUGGAGUCAAUAAUGGGUUUUAAAUGAGGAAUCUGAAGUAUUUUAAUGUAGCUUUGUAAGGUUUGUGUUAUGUCAGUUGUUGGUUUACAUCCUCUUAUAACCGCCGUAUUUAAAACUGAAGAAUGUAAUUUGAUUUCACCACUUUUGUUAAUUUGAAAACAAUUAUUUAUCAAUGUGUUUUUUUUGCAUGGUAGUGGUGUAAUCAGUUAUGUAUUUGGUAAUGUUUUUAGUGUUUUCUCAUUGUACUUUAGUUACCAUGGGAUACAAAAGUAUUGUACAUCAUCGAAUAAAGCUUUGUGCAGUCGUUUUAAAAAUGACCAUUAUACAAUAAAUUAUGAAGAAUACAUGA